This is a messenger RNA of Trematomus bernacchii (emerald rockcod), 1236 nucleotides long. RefSeq lists its product as uncharacterized. Bases 38 to 1060 code for a protein of 340 amino acids. The record is from RefSeq and is a predicted model, not a curated record. Gene Ontology annotation, biological process: response to bacterium. NCBI's taxonomy places the organism in Eukaryota, Metazoa, Chordata, Actinopteri, Perciformes, Nototheniidae. The transcript has 6 exons.
AGACAUCAGUGGUGCACGAGCAGGGCUCUGUGUCACAAUGAUUGGAGGACUGGCUGCUUUGAUUUUUCUAAGUGCAUUGUCCCUGAUUCAAACUGCAGAGGAUUCUCACCAGAUCUCUUUGACUGUGGUGGAACUUGGCGAUGAUUUGGGUUUGACAUGUUCAACUGUUAAAAAUGAAGCCGGGUUAUUUUACUGGUAUAAGCUGAAGUUUGGAUAUAUGGUCGAAACAGUUGCAGCAGGAACUUUGGCGAACAUAACACUUCAAGGAGAAUUUAAAAACUCAAGACUAACUGUUAAAAAACGGAAUGCUCAGUUUGUUCUGAACAUCAGAAAUGUAACUAAAGAAGAUGAAGCAACGUACUUCUGUCAAGCAGGAACAGCAUACACCAUGGAAUUGGUUAAUAGCACACUUUUGGUUGUUAAUGAUCAUAAAAACCUGAAGAAAUCUAUCUACGUGAAACAAAGUCCGAAGACCAAGUCAGUCCAACCCGGCGACUCAGUGACUCUCCAGUGUUCACUCCUCUCCAAACACAAAGAAGACGCGGAUCAGUGUCCAGGCGAACACAAUGUGUACUGGUUCAGGUCUGGAUCAGGAGAAUCCCAUCCAAGCAUCAUUUACACUCACAGUGAGGAACAAAAGGAAAGCAGUUGUGUCUUCAGUCUGUCCAAAACUAUACACAACUCCUCUGAUACCGGGACGUAUUACUGUGCUGUGGCUACAUGUGGACAGAUCCUGUUUGGAGAAGGAACUACAGUAGAGACAAGACAACAACUGGACCGAUUUGUCCCUGUGCUCGGGACGCUGCUGGCCUGCUGUUUGAUUGUGAUUGCUGUUCUUAUAAUCUUCAGAAAUCAAAAGUCAGUUUGUGAACAUUGCAAAGGAGAAUCUUCCAACCAUGCUCUUGAUGAAAGAUUGGCUGAGGAUGAAUCAAUUCAUGUGGGCGGUGGAACAGCACUGAACUAUGUAGCGCUGGAUUUCCCCUCAAGAAAAGCCAAAAGAUGGAAAAACAGUGAGUUACCGCAGGACUGUCUAUACUCUGGCAUGACAGAUCAUCAGUGAACUACACGACAAAAUAAGGUCUAUUGUGUUUCAUGUUAGAUUGAUCUUGAAUAAACACUGAAUAAUUGACUGAUUCAUUACUGAAGACUUCUGCCAGAAAAUCCAUCUUUGUUAUUUUUAUUCAGAAAAUGUUGUGACAUGUUUUGUUUGAUAAAGUCACCUGUUGUACAAUUCUA